AUGCAGGCUUCACGGCAGCAGAUAGGACGCCAAUUGCUCUCCGGGCGGAGGACGCCGGCAGUAGGAGAAGCAUACCGCUGCUUUUCCUUCUCAACCAGACAAGCACGACCUCAACACCCAUCAUCCCCGCCGCCACCACCACCACCAAAGUCCCCGCAAGAUGCACCGCAAACAACGCACUUUGGCUUUGAAACAAUCGCCGAGGCCCUCAAGGAGCAGCGAGUCGCCUCUGUCUUCUCCUCGGUCGCCUCCUCCUACGACUCCAUGAACGACUUCAUGUCCCUCGGCAUCCACCGCCUCUGGAAAGACCACUUCGUGCGGAACCUAAACCCAGGCCUCAACCCCCUCACCACCUCUUCCUCGCAGCAAGGAAUGAACAUCCUCGACAUCGCCGGCGGCACCGGCGACAUCGCCUUCCGCAUGCUCGACCACGCCUCGCACAUAAACCACGACGCCCACACGCGCGUCACCGUCGCAGACAUCAACCCCGCCAUGCUUUCCGAAGGCAAAAAGCGCUCCCUGUCAACCCCCUACGCGCGCUCUCCUCGCUUGAAAUUUGUAGAAGCCAAUGCCGAGGAUCUGCACAUGGUACCCGAUGCCUCUGUCGAUUUAUACACCGUUGCAUUCGGUAUCAGGAAUUUCACUCACAAAGACGUCGCGCUGAGGGAAGCCUACAGAGUACUCAAACCCGGCGGCGUCUUCGCCUGCCUCGAGUUUAGCAAGGUCCAGAAUCCACUGUUUGAUGCCGUGUAUCAGCGCUGGAGCUUCGGUGCUAUUCCCCUCAUAGGCCAGCUUGUAGCCGGUGAUAGGGAUAGCUAUCAGUACCUUGUGGAGAGUAUUGCGCGUUUCCCGAGUCAGGAGGAGUUUAGUGCUAUGAUUAGGGAGGCGGGGUUUUUGGUACCCGGAAAGGGGUGGGAGGAUUUGACAAAUGGGAUUGCGGCGAUACAUAAGGGUGUGAAGCCUGUGGGGGAGAAGAAGGUGUAG
Bipolaris zeicola 26-R-13 is the source of this 984-nucleotide messenger RNA. RefSeq lists its product as uncharacterized. The record is from RefSeq and is a predicted model, not a curated record. Gene Ontology annotation, molecular function: methyltransferase activity. Gene Ontology annotation, biological process: ubiquinone biosynthetic process. Bases 1 to 984 code for a protein of 327 amino acids. NCBI's taxonomy places the organism in Eukaryota, Fungi, Ascomycota, Dothideomycetes, Pleosporales, Pleosporaceae. The transcript has 2 exons.